GGUGGCAGCACGUUCUGGUCUCGCAUCCCUGGUCUCUUGACUUCUUAGUCGACUCCGUGAAUUUUAAUUAAAUUUAACUUGCUACAAACCGCCAAUUGCGUACGUGCAAGAUACGCAGGCGGAGUAACGUGCCGGUUAAACUGAAGAAGUGCAAGUUUGAAAUAAAAAUGUGAAUAGAAAGUGGGCAAAUCGCACAAAAAUAUUUACCAAUUUCUCACUCACAAUCUUCACAUCUUGAGAAAAUGAGGUGCUGCUGUUGUGCAAAAAUAAAAAGCCAAGAACUAUGACGCAUCAAAAUCAUCAGACAAACGGCGCAAGUUUGGAGGAUUGCCAUACAAACUUUUAUGCCUUGACUGAUUUGUGUGGAAUUAAAUGGCGAAAGUUCGUGAAUGGCGAACGGCCGAAUGCGUCGUCGGAUCCGCUGUCGGAUCCGAUUCUGCGAUCCUAUUCACGAUGCAUGCAGGCGGACAUGUUGUGCGUGUGGCGUCGUGUGCAAUCCACGAAGCAGGACAACUCCGAUCCGAAUGCCUUAAACUUUGAGAUUACCACAUCGACCACUGUGCACCCGCCCCUCUCCCUCGCCGCCGCCAAGGAGCUCUGGAUCUUCUGGUACGGCGAGGAGCCGGAUCUCAGUGAUCUCGUCGAUGCCGAGCUGCUCAAAAUAGCGGCCAAUCAAGCGCUCUGGAAUGGCACCUGGAAGGGCGAGCUUACCUACGAAUGCCGCUCGCUGCUCUUCAAGGCGUUGCACAAUCUCAUGGAAAGAUUUGUGCUCACCAAGGACAUUGUGCGCUUUGGCAAAUGGUUUGUGCAACCUUGCACCUCCAGCGAUCGUCUCUUUGGACGCAGUUCGCAGCAUUUGUCCUUCUCCUUCACGUUCUUCGUGCACGGCGACACAGUGUGCGCCUCGAUUGAUCUGCGGGAACAUCCCGCCGUGCGUCCGCUCACCAAGGAGCAUUUGGCGGAGGCGGCGGUUGCCUUUGCCGCGGCAAGUGGACAGACGACAGCGACAGCGACGCAACGUGGCCAGGACAAUGGAACAAACGGUGUUGUGGCUGCCACAACAACGUUGCCCGCCAGCUCACCACCACUUGCAGAGGGACCCGGAGCAACAGGAGUAGCAGGUGGAGGAAGUGGCGAGAAGGCAGUAACAACAACAGCGCCGGCACAAGCACGUAAAGUGAUGUUGGCUCCCUUUGGCAUUGCGGCAAUACUCACCGGCAACAGUUACAAGGCCAACGAUCCCAUGGCCGAAAAGAUCCUCGAGGAUUGGGCAUCGUUUUUCCCGCUGUGCAAUAAGGACAACACGGAUGUGCCGCCAGUCGUUGAGGUUGUGUCAGGUGGUCAUAAGAUGUAUCAUCCAACGAACUAUGUACUAGUCACAGAUUUGGACGACAUGGAGCACAUGGAGUUUAAUGAGUUGCACAAGGCGAAUGGAACUGGAACUGGCAGUGUUGCAACUGGAACGACAGUGGAAACAGCUGUAUUGGCAUCGCUCUCCUCACCACUUGCAACAACAGCAACAACUCCUGCGGCAACAAUAACAACAACUGCAGCAGCAACAACAACAGCAACACCUGCAGCAACUCCAACAGCAGCAAAAGAGACAGCUGCCAACAACAACAAUAGCAACAAUAACAACAAUAACAAUGCGAGAAAGGCAACAUUGGAACGUUUAACGUUUCAACCUUAUUACGAUCAGCGUCCCACAUCAGGAUUUACGUUUAAUACCAACAAUACUCAUAUUCCCGCUACGGCGGCAAUUGAAAUGCCGGAACGUGCGUGGCAGGAUUGUAUAAUGAAUACGUUGCAUGUGGAUGCAGCUGCGACAGCGGCAGCGACGUCAGCAGCAGCAGCGACAGCAACAGCAACAACAGCAGCAGCAGCCAAUGAUGAUGAAAUGGAUGCCAAGCAAAUGGAUUCCAAGCAACAUGUGCAGCAGCAGAUCCAACAACAACAACAACAACAGCAGCAACAACAGCAGCGUCAAAAGCUGUGGAACUUUGUGGAUCCUAUGCAGAAAGCUCCUUGCAUAUGCACCAAACACCUGGCGGCAAGUGCAACAUUAGGUGGCAGCACGGGCAACACGCCCAGUCAUGGCACGCCCCAUGGAGGCGGAGGAGGUGCCUCAACGUAUUCACGCAACUCUUUGGGGGAUUCAUCAUCGAUGCCAGCAGUUGCCUCUUCCUCGGUGGGAUCACCUGCAACACCGGCGCCUUCACCGCAUCCGCAUCCAAACUCAGCGCAAUCACAACCUACAUCGGUGCCACCCGCUGAGCAACUACUCAAUAUGAGUCCACAUGCGCCCACAUCAGUUUCGAAUCUCCAGCAGCCGCCCACGCCCAUCGAUCACCUGCUGGACAAGAACACGCCCGCUCCGACGCCAACGGAUCAGCACGAUAACAAGAGCAUAACCGCUUCUCCUUACGUGCAUGGCGGGGAACCACCAACCUACACGGAGCAUGGAGGCGCCACAGGAGCUGGACAAACGCUGAGUGCACCUGGCAGUGUGCCACAACAGCAACCAGCAACACCGACAUCAGCAACUGCAACUGCCACUACGCCAGCAGCAACAGGAGCAACGGGAGCGACAGCAGCAACUGUUGCUGCCACAGCAGCCGGCGUGGCAGCAACACAAUGUGGCACGAUUAGUGUGAAGAAACUGGAGAUGCAACAGCAGCCCAUGCUAACGGUUAAACAGGAGCCAGGCACAGGCUUAGGCCAAGUUGCAACACGUGGCAUUGUGGCACAAACGUCAACAGUUGCCACACAGGAGGCGGUCACAAAUCUAUUCAAUCUCUACAAGCCGCCACAAUUGACGCUCAAGGAUGCAGACAGCUUCUACGACGAGGAAUGGCUCAAGGAUGUCAUCUAUGACUUUAGUUUUCAGGAGUCCUGGGACAAUCUGCCGGUGAAGCGACCCAAGUUGAAUGAAACCGCCAAGCAGCGAAGACCGCGUUAUGCCAAAAAUCUGUACGAUGGUCACACGCACUUUAAGCCAUUGAUGCCGUCGCCGGGAUCCGUAUAUGGCUCACUGCUCUCCAUAGAUGGCAAUGCGGCGACGACGCAGCUUAAUCCGGUAGGAGGAGAGGCAGGAGGAGUGGGAGCAGGAGGAGCAACAACUGGUGGCGGACUGGUGGGCAUUGCCUAUGGUGGCAAUGGAAGCGGAGGCGUCUCCAGCAGCGAUGAGGCGGACAAUGCAAGUGCUGGCGGCGUCACAGCCAGCUUCUUUCAGGGACUGGACAUUAAGACAGAGCCGGGCUUGCAUUCGCCCAGCUGCAAGGAGUCCAAGUCGAGUAGUGGCCAGGCGAGUGGUGGUGGCAAUCUCUUCACCGCCGAGGGUCUAAAUCCCACACUCAAUGAUCUGGAGCAGCUGUUCGAGACGAGCUCGAAUGAUGAGUGCAGCAGCGUGCAGAUCCAUACGCCACCCGACUCCAAUAAUCCCUCGAACGGAGGUUGUAGUGCCGUGAGCAAUACAAUUGAUGAGCUCAAACGGAGCACGGCGGUGGCCAGUGCUGUGGUGGCUGCGGUGGUGGCCAGUUCUGGUGCCGGCAGCAUUCAGGCAGAGGAUUUAACCAAAAUGUUUCCCACACCGCCAUCACAUGAGCAACAACAUCCCAAUUCAAGUCCCUGCCAGACGGAUGUGGUCAUGACGGAUCUAAGUGUGGAUACAGGGAAUAACAACAACAAUAGCAACAACAACAACAACAACAACAAUAGCAGUAGUAAUAAUAAUAAUAGCAAUAACAAUAAUAAUAACAAUAGCGCUGUUGUGCUCAAGCUCACAAAGCAGGAAUAUAGCGUGGAACUGGGCAGUCCACUGGAGGAGCCCAUACAGGAUUGGAACUAUGUGUAUCGACCGCCGCAGCAGGAGAAAUUUGUGGGCAGCUCACGUUAUGCGCCAUUGACAAAUCUGCCAAGUCAGACGCUGCCGGCGCUGACAGUGCCCGCCAAUUGUUUCUACCAUGCCACCUGGAGUCACAGUCAAAAGUCGCGAGCAGCAACAUUGGCCAAAGCAGCAGCAGCACAGCAACAACAGCAGCAACAUCAGAAGCAUCAGCAGCUGCAGCAGCGCAUACAACAACAUCAGCAAUUGCAGCAGCAACAUCAGCAACAGUUGCAGCAACAACAUCAGCAACAGCAGCAGCAGCAACAGUUGCAACAUCAAAAACAUCAGCAAUUACAUGAUUUAUUGGCGGCAGGACCAAGAACACCAAUGAAUACAACAGCAAUGCCGUCACCUUCGACUGGAACCGCAACUGUUGCACAACCGUUGAGCAGCGGUGGCAGUCAACUGUUGCUCAAUCAAUUGAACUGUCCACAGGCGCCGCCGGGCAGCUCCAUGCAACAGAUGAUGCAACGUGCCACCGGCAUGUCACCCAUGCCCAAUUCACCGGUGAAUUCAGGUGUGCCCUUUCCACGCAGCAGUCCCAUGCCACACGGUGGCAUGCGACAGACGCCCACACAUCCGCCGCCUCCAUAUCCCUAUGACUUGGCCGCGAGUCCGGCAAAUUCCACUGGCUCUUAUCAUAAUAAGCCUUAUGGUGCACCGGAGACAGGGCCACAGGGUGUUUCACAUCAUAAUUUUGGACAGCUGGCAACGCUGGACAACAACAAUUCGAAGCUGGCCAUGUUGCCAUACGGAGCAGCAGCUGGACAGGCACAGGGCGCACAAGGCACACAAGGCGCACAUGCACAGGGUGUGCUGGGUCUGCUGCAGGAGCUGCCCGAGGUGAAUUCAGUGUUGGUUAACAUACUGCUGUAUGAUACGGCGCUGAAUGUGUUUCGCGAUCACAAUUUUGACAGCAGCAGCGUGUGUGUGUGCAAUGCGGAUGCGCAGAAGAUUGGCAACAUACGUGGCGCCGAUUCGGGUGUCUAUGUGCCACUGCCAGGUGGCAGCUUCAAUCCCUUUCCGGCUGCCACACAGCGCAACAACUCGGCCAGCAACAACUCCGGCAACUCCGGCAACUCUGCGUCUUCAACCAGCUCAUCCAGCUACAAUUUCUCGGGUGGCAUGCGCAUGAUCAGUGCCUUUGGUGUGGGUCUGGACGCGGGCGGAUUACCAGGUGCCGGACAUGGACCCAAUGGUGGUUCCAGCUCCUCCUCCUGCACGCCGCCCAGCAGUAAUCCCCAUAUAACCGGCUAUGUGGAUGAUGAUCCAGUGGAAUGCACCUGCGGCUUUAGUGCUGUGGUCAAUCGAAGACUCUCCCAUCGCGCUGGACUCUUCUACGAGGAUGAGCUGGAGAUUACGGGCAUUGUGGAUGAUCCGGGUCGGAAUAAGCAGGCCACAUUGCUCAGUCUCAUACAGAGCUUGUGUCGGAAGAGUGUCCAAAGCAAAACCGGAGGAGCAAGUGACUCAAGCAGGGAACUGGAGAAGGUAGCAGUUGGCACAGGAGCGGCAACGGCAGUGGGCGUGGCCGUGGGCGUGGCUGAGCAGCUGGCACAUGCCAUCUUUGAUCUUCUGCUCGAUCAGUGCUCCAUCAUCCAAACGUCGAGCAGUUCGGUGCAUCGUGCUCUGCAAUCCCAUCGUCGUCGCAUGUCCCGACAGCGGCGACUCUUUGGCAACAGCGGUGCUCCGACUGCUUCGAUGGAGUCCAUAGCAAAUGUCCUGGAAUUCACGGAUGCGCAUGAUGUGAUCAGUUUGGCAUUGGAGCAGGCGCGUCUGGCCUUUGAGGAUCAACGCAUGGACAUGAAUAUGCUGGAGUUUAAUCAUCAUCCACAGCAUGGACAUGGACAUGGUCAUGCUCCCGCCCAGCAGUCACAGCAAUUGAUGGCAUUCCAGGCGGCGCCUGCUCUGCGUCAGAAACUCUUGGCUCUGGGCAGUGGACGCCUAACGGUGCACAAGUGGCCAUAUCUACCUGUGGGAUUCACCCGGAGCAACAAGGAAAUUGUGCGCACUAUGAAUGCCAUACAGCCUAUGCUCCAGAGUGCCUUCCAUUGCAAGUCCCGGGGAGGAGCUGCCGGCUCCAAGGAUGCCAGCUCCUAUAAUACGGUUAGUGGUCCAUUGACCUGGCGGCAAUUCCAUCGGCUGGCGGGACGUGCAUCCGGACAGUGUGAACCACAGCCGAUACCCUCGGUGGUGGUGGGCUAUGAGAAGGAUUGGAUAUCGGUGGCACCACAUUCCAUUCACUAUUGGGAUAAGUUUCUGCUCGAACCGUAUUCCUAUGCCCGGGAUGUGGUCUACAUCGUUGUCUGUCCGGAUAACGAACAUGUGGCCUCGUAUACACGCACCUAUUUCCGUGAGCUGAGCAGCACCUACGAGAUGUGCAAGCUGGGCAGGCACACGCCCAUCCGCGGCUGGGAGGGAGUGCUCCAAGUGGGCGCAGCUGCCAGCACGGAAAAGGAGCGGGAAGUGACGCCGCUGGAUGAUUGGCUGCGCACCUUGGAGCAUGCUUCACUCGCCGAGCAGAUCCGACGUUAUGCCAUUGCCUUUCUCUAUCAAUUGGCGCCGUAUUUGAGUCGUGUGCCAGCUGAUAAAAGUCUGUUGAAUCCGCCGGAUCUGAGUAAAACAGGAGGAACAACAGGCGGAGCAACAGGAGGAGGAGCAACAGCAGGAGCCAACACAGGCACAGGUUCAAGCCACACGGAGCACACUAGUGAACCGAGCACACUCAUCAAACUGGAACCCGGCACGGAGCAGCAACCGGAGCAACCGGAUAGCAAACAGGAUGUUAAGCCUGGUGUUGGCGCUGGCGCCGAUACAAAACCUGCACUGGUCCUAGGUGAUCCUUUGGGCAUGGGUGAAACCCUAGAGGACAUUAAUCCAUCGGCCAUUGUGCUCUAUGUGGUGAAUCCCUUUACCUUUGCCUCCGACAGCUUUGAGCUGGAGAGAUUGGCAUUGAUUGCCUUGCUGCGUUGCUAUGCGGAACUCCUGAAAGCUGUGCCGGAUUCGGUGCGUGCCCAGAUGAACAUACAAAUCAUCUCGCUGGAGUCCAUCAUGGAGCUGGGUCCCUCGGGGAAUCGGCGUCGCUUCUCGGAUGAGAUCAAGUGCCUGGCACUGAAUAUUUUCUCACAGUGUCGUCGGCAUUUGGUGCAUGCACAGCCGGUGAAAAGCUUGACGGGAUUCGGUACGGCCGCCAACAUGGAGGCCUUCCUGAAGACCAAGGAUGAACCCAAUCGAAGGGCUUAUAAGAUGUAUACGGCUCCCUUUGUGCUCGCUCCGAUGCACGAGCGGAACGACAAGACGGAUUUCUCCCGGGCAGCGGGAAGUAUGCACGGCCAGAAUGAGACCCGUUACUCGGUCAUGUACUGCAACUACUGUCUGAGUGAGGAUCAGGCCUGGCUGCUGGCCACCGCCACCGAUGAGCGGGGCGAGCUGCUGGAGAAGGUGUGCAUCAACAUCGAUGUGCCGAAUCGGGCGAGGAGGAGGAAGGCGCCGGCUCGUUAUGUCGCCCUGCGCAAGCUGAUGGACUUUGUCAUGGGUCUGAUCUCGCAGACGUCGCAGAUGUGGCGUCUGGUCAUCGGACGCAUCGGCAGGAUCGGGCAUAGUGAGCUCAAGUCCUGGAGCUAUUUGCUGAGCAAACAGCAACUGCAGAAGGCAUCCAAGCAGUUCAAGGACAUGUGCAAGCAGUGCACCCUCAUGUAUCCGCCGACCAUCCUCAGUGCCUGCUUAGUUACCCUCGAGCCCGAUGCCAAGCUUCGGGUUAUGCCCGAUCAGUUUACGCCCGACGAGAGAUUCUCGCAGAUCUCCAUGCAAAAUCCGUUGUCGACGCCGCAGGAUGUGACCUGUACACACAUAUUGGUCUUUCCAACCAGUGCCGUCUGUGCGUCCUUUACACGCCAGUUCCAGAACGAGCCACAAGUGGACGAUGACUUCAUCUUUGGAGAAGAGGAGGGCAACGAGGACUUUAGCGAUGCCGAUAUCGGUGAUCUCUUCUGGGACUCUCACAUGGAUCGUGUCUCAAAUCAUGGCAGUCCAGGACGCAUGGAGGAUAAUCGCAGCUGGCAAAGCGCUGGAGGAAAUAAUUUCAAGUGCACGCCACCGCAGGAGGUCGAGGAGGUGGGUUCCCUCAAUCAACAGCCGAUAUCGGUGGGCUAUAUGGUAUCGACAGCGCCAACGGGACGAAUGCCAGCCUGGUUUUGGUCCGCCUGUCCGCAUCUGGAGGAUGUGUGUCCAGUGUUCCUGAAGACCGCAUUGCAUUUGCAUGUGCCGAAUAUUCAGAUAGCCGAUGAUAUACUCAACUCGACGAACGCCCAUCAGUCGGCCAAUGAUCAUCCGCUGGACUCGACACUGACAGCCGAUGUGCUACGCUUCGUGCUAGAGGGCUAUAAUGCAUUAUCCUGGCUGGCCCUCGAUUCCAAUACGCACGAUCGUCUCUCCUGUCUGCCGAUCAAUGUGCAGACUCUCAUGGAUCUGUACUAUUUAACAGCAGCCAUAGCAUAGACAACAACAGAACCAACAACUACAAUACUAGAGCAAUAACAGUAACACUAACAGUAACAUUAACAGAAACAGUAACAGUCGAAUGCUUCCGUUUGCUGUACUUCCAAACAACUAAAACAAAAUCACAAAUAGCCGAAAUCCACAAGUGCUAUAAUUAACUACUUAUAUAGAUCAAAAAUUGAAAACCAAAAGAAAGAAACACCAAUAGCAAUGCAACAAAACUGAAGUUAACAGUCCAAAAAGCAACAACUAACAGUUGCAGUAACAGUCGCUGUUACUUAACAUUGUCUUAACAGCAACAACGCACAGUUUAGCGUAUAUAGAUAUAUGUAAACAACAGAGAGCCUUGUAAUAAUUAACAGCAGCAGCAGCCUUACAGCCUUACAGCACAGGGUGUGCCAACAUCUGAAUCGAUAAACAAUAAAUCGAUAACGUAUGGAGAGCAAGAAUAAGA
Molecule: messenger RNA, 8834 nt
Organism: Drosophila innubila
Lineage: Eukaryota; Metazoa; Arthropoda; Insecta; Diptera; Drosophilidae
Gene: skd
Product: mediator of RNA polymerase II transcription subunit 13
Exons: 13
Coding region: 284-8380 (2698 amino acids)
Biological process (GO): regulation of transcription by RNA polymerase II
Cellular component (GO): mediator complex
Molecular function (GO): transcription coregulator activity
Source: RefSeq, a predicted model, not a curated record